Blastomyces dermatitidis ER-3 is the source of this 567-nucleotide messenger RNA. RefSeq lists its product as uncharacterized. The record is from RefSeq and is a predicted model, not a curated record. The transcript has a single exon. Lineage: Eukaryota; Fungi; Ascomycota; Eurotiomycetes; Onygenales; Ajellomycetaceae. Bases 1 to 567 code for a protein of 188 amino acids.
AUGCAUAAAAUCCUUCUCUUCUUCAGCUGCUUGACACAGCACAGACAAGUAGCAGUGCCAGCCAGAGGCCGCACCAGAGCCUCCCCACAGAGAGAAGACAAAGGAACUGCAGGACCCUGCGGACCCAACCCAGCAGCAUCCCAAGCAGGGCUCAGGCAUGCCGCGGGAGGGGAACUACAGAUUGGGCUUCUCAGAGCCACUGUCCCUGGAAUCAAGCUCUCCCCAGGUUCCUCUCUGAAUGAUCACACAGGGUCAUACACCACUGUAUUGGCUGGGGGGGGGGGCAGCGUCGCAACAGCGGUGGGGGGGGUGAGAGAUGGACCAGACACAGACACACCGGCCAGCAGAAGGGAUGACACCCCACUGCAGGGCACAGCAACUUCCACCACGGCUGCAAGAGAAGCAGGAGGAGAUGUGGUGAUGAGAGUGAUGCUCCCGCAGCUCAUUGACACCGCCACCUUCAACCUGGCUUUCUUGAUGGUCACAGAGGCCGCCGCUGCACCACAAAGACAUUUGUUAUUCACUAGAAAAUGUCAGAAUAAGCCCUCUACUGUUCUCCAAGGAUGA